AUGCAUUCACGUGUUGCUGCUGUGAAGGCACCCCGCACACACAACCGUCGCCGCGUGACCGGAUCCAGCGGAAGGAGGGGGGAAGGAGGAGAGAGUGAGCCGCCGAGGCCCAACAUGUCCCGGCGUGUGUUUACCUCCGCGGUGCUGCUCCUACUUUUCGUGUUGAUGUGCGGCGCCGCGGGGCCUGUGCAGGCCCAAAGCUUUGGAGCGGGAGUGGACGAUUCCUAUGGAAGACAAGGUUCGAGGCAGUUGCCAAGGGAGCAUCAGGCCGCAAACCCACCGAUCCCUGGCCACAUUUUCCGCAAUCCCCAUCUUGUGAAUGUGAACGGGAUGCUGCUGGCCAUUGCUGGAGCUCAGUUCAAUAGAACUGUGGGGAGCGGGAGUGCGUCCAUGCAGUUGACGGCGCAGCUUAGCGUGAAUCGUGGGGUGAAUUGGAGUCCGUACCCGAGACCUGGAGAUAUUGAUUGUUUUGCUGCACACCCUUACUGGAUGUCGUUUCCCUCGUCUUUUGGACCCUUCGGAUCGCUUUUUGCAUUUGUGGAGGGUUACGACUUACGGAAGGGAGUCAGACCUCAUUAUGCCAAUAGGUGGGGAGGAAGUGGUGUGGAGCCUGUUAUCCAUUUUCUGGACACAAGGCCUGGACAAAGCGGAGGUUUGUCGAUGAGUUCCGUCUCUAUGAGCAUUCUCCUUCCUUAUCCCCAUAAAUCCGGUGACAUGAUUGGCUUCCUCAACGAUGCCAGUACUCCCAUCACGAAAAUGACGGAUGGCACGCUCGUGUUUCCCGUGCAGUUUCUGACAAUGGGAGGGGACACUGCGUCCACAAUCAUGUACAUGAAUUUCACUCAACAGCACUGGACCUUUGCGAAAAGCGCGACACAUGCGGGCUGCACCAACCCCAGUAUCCUUGAAUGGGAGGAUGGGAAAAUCAUCAUGAUCACCUCAUGUGAGUACGGUCGCCGAAGGGUGUACGAGUCGACUGACAAGGGGAACACGUGGACGGAGGCUCUGGGGACGCUCUCGCGCGUGUGGAGCAACCCAUUGGCACGUUCUGGGCUCCACAUUCAGGGUGGAUUCAUCACUGCAACCAUUGAUGGGAAGAAGGUGAUCCUCCUCACCCAGCUGGAAUAUUUCGGGGACAAAGAAAGGAGCGAGAUUCACCUGUGGCUAACGGACACGAACCGCAUUUACCACGUUGGCCUGUUACCCACUGGGUAUGGCGCGACCUCCAGCUCUCUGUUGUACGCGAAUGAUAAGCUGUAUUGUUUGUACGAGGCCGGUGUUGGAAGCAGCUCCGGAGCCUUCUUCCUGGAUCUGACGCAUGAGCUGCAGAGGAUAAGGCAUGCGCUGUCUACCUGGGCCGUGAAGGACAAUGCCUUGAGACGAUGCAGCACAGGCGCUGCGGACGCCGCGCUGUCAAGAUGGGACUGUUCUGUUCCUAUCCCCACGGCUGGGCUUGUGGGCCAUUUGGCCGAUACGCUCCGUGGGGACAAGUGGGAGGACGAGUACCUUGGGGUGAAUGCCGUUGUGAGGGGUGCGACGAAAAAGGUUCCCAGUGGGUUGACGUUCGAAGGGCGUAGCGCGGGGGCCGAGUGGCCUGUGUGCAAGCAGUGGCCGAAAAUGCCGUUUCACUUUGCAAACUAUGGGUUUACUCUUGCGGCAACGGUGUCGAUUCAAGAGGUGCCGACGGGCAUCACU
This is a messenger RNA of Trypanosoma cruzi, 1695 nucleotides long. RefSeq names its product trans-sialidase, putative. NCBI's taxonomy places the organism in Eukaryota, Euglenozoa, Kinetoplastea, Trypanosomatida, Trypanosomatidae. The annotation marks the transcript as partial. Gene Ontology annotation, cellular component: membrane; cytoplasm; intracellular membrane-bounded organelle. The record is from RefSeq and is a predicted model, not a curated record. Gene Ontology annotation, molecular function: exo-alpha-sialidase activity. The transcript has a single exon. Gene Ontology annotation, biological process: oligosaccharide catabolic process; ganglioside catabolic process.